GGCAGUUUUUCCUUCGGGCUGAUCUGGAGGUUUCAGGUCAGUUUUUGUAAAGAGUCCUGAGACAAUUUGUUGUUCUUGACGCUAUAUAAAUGAAAUUUAAUUGAAUUGAAAAUUGAAAAAAUUGAACCAAGCGUUGCCAUGGAGGAUCUGUGCAGUAGGAGUGGUCUGGAUCCUAUCUGGGACUGGAAUCUGACCUGGUACUCGUCCAGACCGGACCUCACCCAGUGUUUCCAACACACCGUCCUGGUUUGGUUCCCUUGUGUUUACCUGUGGACGUGUUCACCUGUCUACCUGCUCUACCUUCAGCUCCGCCCUCAGAGAGGCGUCAUCCCACUGUCAAAACUCUGCUGCAGCAAGACGCUCCUAGCUCUCAGUUUGGCUUCCUUCAGUCUCCUGGACAUGUUUUACUUCCUGGUGAAGAAGACUGAGGAGAUCCAGAACCACCUGCUGGUCCUGCUGGGCCCACUGAUUCGGAGCCUCACUCUGGUCCUUGCUGUAGCAAUAAUCCAGGUAGAGAGGAUGAAGGGAAGUCGUUCAUCCGUCAUCCUCUUCCUCUUCUGGACUCUUCUAGUUCUUUGCUCCAUCGUUCCUCUGAAGGUCGUCAUUGAGCAGAUUAUUGAUCAGAGUUUUUCAUCAGAGCCUCUCCGCUUUGUGGCGUUCUUCAUAUGCUUCCUCCUCCAACUCAUCGAACUUGUCCUCAGCUGCUUCUCAGACAAGCGACCAUUCUCCAAUAAACAUGUCCACGUUCAGAAUCAGUGUCCAGAAGAAGAUGCCUCGUUUCUCUCCAAGUUUUUCUUCUUCUGGUUCAGCAGUCUGGUGUUUAAAGGUUAUCGGCGCCCCCUGUGUGCUGCAGACCUGUGGUCUCUGCGGGACCAAGACUCAUCCACCCAGAUCAUGACAGACUUGGAGAAACUCUGGAAUCAGACCAGCAGAGAGCUGCAGACCCGGUCCAGGUCCCAGUCUGAAGCUCGGCCUGACUCUACUGAGAAAACACAGCUGCUGCACAAGAACAGGAAAGGGCGGAGCCACGACCUCGUCCUCCUUUAUGCUCUGGGUCAAUGCUUUGGAUUGUACUUCGUAUGUGGGACGCUGUGUCUCCUCCUCCACGAUGCCUUCAUGUUUGCAGUGCCACAGGUUCUCAGUGCGCUGCUGGGGUUCAUGCGGAUUAAAGAUGCUGCAAUGUGGAAAGGUUUCCUCUUCGCCUCGCUGCUCUUCGUGCUGUCCUGUCUACAGUCUGUCCUCCAUCAUCAGUACAUGUUUCACUGCUUCACGGUAGGAAUGAGACUGAAGACUGCCAUCAUGGGCCUUCUCUACAGGAAGAGCCUCGUGAUGAGCAGUGACGCAAGACAGCAGUGUACUGUGGGAGAAAUCAUUAACCUGGUCUCAGCUGACACUCAGAAGCUGAUGGACUUUGUGGUGUAUUUCAAUAGCGUUUGGAUUGCUCCUAUUGAGAUUGGUCUCUGCUUCUAUUUCCUGUGGCAGAUCCUGGGACCAUCUGCCUUUGCUGGUAUCAUUGCAGUGGUUCUGGUCUUCCCCCUGAACGGGUUCAUUGCUAAAGUGAGAAGCAAACUACAGGAGGUCCAGAUGAAGUUUACCGACAGUCGAAUCAAACUUAUGAACGAGAUCUUGGGUGGAGUAAAGAUCCUUAAGUUUUACUCCUGGGAGGAAGCUUUCCUGCAACGAGUCAACGUCCUGAGAGACAAUGAGCUCAACGCCUUGAGGACAUCUCAGAUUCUUUACUCUGUUUCUCUGGCUUCCUUCAACUCCUCAUCCUUCCUGAUCGCUUUGUCAGUGUUCGGAGUCUAUGUAUUGAUUGAUGAGCAAAAUGUUCUGGAUGCCCAGAAAAUCUUUGUUUCUGUUGCUCUUAUCAACAUCCUGAAAACUCCUCUGACUCAGCUUCCCUUCGCCAUGAGCACCACGAUGCAGGCUGCUGUCUCGCUCAGACGCCUCGGAAACUUCCUGAGUCAAGAUGAACUGAAGUCAGAAAAUGUGGAGAGACGUCCUUGUUGCACAGAUGGACACAGCAUGGUGAUUGAGGAUGGGUUCUUCUCCUGGUCCAAUCACGGGCCAUCAUGUCUGCAGAGGCUCAACCUGGCGGUGAAGACAGGGUCUCUGGUGGCUGUGGUCGGCCAUGUUGGCUCUGGAAAGUCGUCCCUGCUGUCGGCCAUGUUGGGAGAGAUGGAGAGGACAAGUGGCUUUGUCUCCAUGAAGGGCUCACUGGCCUAUGUUCCACAGCAGGCCUGGAUUCAGAACGCUUCUCUGAAGGACAACAUUUUGUUUGGUGAACGGAGGAAGGAGAGCUGGUACCACCGUGUGAUGGAGGCCUGUGCUCUGUUGCCUGACUUAGACAUCCUGCCAGCUGGAGAUAGCACAGAGAUUGGGGAGAAGGGUCUGAACCUGUCUGGGGGGCAGAAGCAGAGGGUGAGUCUGGCUCGAGCAGUCUACAGGAAGUCAGAUAUUUAUCUGCUGGAUGAUCCACUGUCGGCCGUUGACGCUCAUGUGGGACAACACAUCUUUGAUCAAGUCGUUGGACCCAGAGGACUCCUAAAAGACAAGACACGGGUGCUGGUGACUCACGGCCUCAGCUUCCUGCCUAAAGCAGACCUGGUCCUGGUGAUGGAGGAUGGUCAGAUCUCAGAGAUGGGUUCCUACAUGGAACUGAUGGACAGAAAGGGAGCCUUUGCUAAAUUUAUCCACACCUUUAGUGGAAACCAGCGCAGAGACAGUUCCACCCUCAGAGACAAGAGCAGUAGGAAGUCAGUGUCUCAUCUCAGUAUGAAUGAUUUUUCCAUUGAUCUCUCUCAGGAGCAGCUAAUCAGUUGUGAUAUGAGCAGUGCCAGUGUUAAGAUGAUGAACAUUAUUGACCAAGACUUGGAUGUUGAGGAGGCUGGAAAACUUACAGAAGCUGACAAGGCUCAAACAGGGAGAGUGAAACUGCAGAUGUACAGGGAGUACUUCAAGACCGUCGGUCUAACCUUCAUCAUGACCAUCCUCUUCCUCUGUGCCUUCCAGCAGGCCGCCUCGUUGGCCUACAACUAUUGGCUGAGUCUCUGGGCCGAUGACCUUCCUGUUAACGGCACACAGAGCGAUUAUGAGCUGAAGCUGAGUGUAUUUGCAACACUAGGCUUUACUCAGGGAAUGGCCAUGUUCGGUACGACCCUUGCUAUUGCUCUAGGUGGGAUCGUAGCAUCACGACACCUUCAUGCUGACCUUCUUCACAACAUCCUACACUCCCCCAUGUCCUUCUUUGAAGUGACGCCCAGUGGAAAUCUGCUGAAUCGCUUCUCGAAAGAGAUUGAUGCGAUUGACUGCAUGAUUCCUGAUGGACUGAAGAUGAUGCUGGGCUACCUGUUCAAGCUAAUGGAGGUCUGUAUUAUUGUGUUGUUGGCUACACCAUUCACAGGGCUGGUGCUCCUUCCCCUUACCUGUGUCUACAUCCUCAUUCAGAGUUUCUAUGUGUCUUCAUCAUGUCAGCUUCGCCGUUUGGAGGCUGUGAGUCGCUCACCGAUCUACAGUCACUUCAGUGAGACAGUCCAGGGAGCUGCUGUCAUUCGAGCCUUUGGAGAACAGAGACGCUUUGUCCUGCUGGCUGACUGUCGCAUCGACACCAACCAGGAAGCUUAUUUCCCUCGCUUUGUUGCCACCAGGUGGCUGGCGGUGAAUCUUGAGUUUUUGGGGAAUCUGUUGGUUUUGGCUGCAGCCAUCUUAUCAGUGCUGGGUCGGGAUGAACUCAGCCCCGGUAUUGUGGGAUUGGCUGUGUCACACUCUCUCCAGAUGACGGGGAUCCUGAGCUGGAUUGUUCGUUCCUGGACUGAUGUAGAGAACAACAUUGUAUCAGUAGAGAGAGUCAAAGAGUAUGAUGACACACCAAAAGAGGCAGCAUGGACUCUUGAGGACUGUCCACCGCCGGCAGACUGGCCGACUACAGGAAGCAUCCAGUUAGAAGAAUAUAGACUUCAGUAUCGUAAAGGUCUUGACUGGGCUUUAAAGGACAUCUCCAUCAACAUUAAUGACAGAGAAAAGGUUGGGAUUGUUGGAAGAACGGGAGCUGGAAAGUCAUCACUUGCUUUGGGACUCUUCAGGAUUCUGGAAGCAGGGAAGGGACGAAUCUUAAUUGAUGGGAUCAACAUUGCUCACAUUGGACUUCGUGAUCUCAGAUCUCAAAUCACCAUCAUUCCUCAGGACCCUGUGGUCUUUUCUGGCUCCCUGAGGAUGAAUCUGGACCCCUUUGAAACUUGUUCAGAUGAUGAUUUGUGGAAAGCUCUGGAACUGGCUCACCUGAGUGACUUUGUAUCAACCCUGCCACAAAAACUGAACUAUCCAUGCUGUGAAGGAGGAGAAAACCUCAGCCUUGGCCAGCGGCAGCUGCUGUGUUUGGCCAGAGCUCUGCUAAGGAAGACCAAGAUCCUGGUCCUGGAUGAAGCCACAGCAUCUGUGGACCUGAGAACAGAUCAGUUAAUCCAAUCCACCAUUCGUAGUCAAUUUGAUGACUGUACAGUCCUGACCAUUGCUCACCGCCUGAACACCAUCAUGGACUACACAAGGGUCAUUGUGAUGGACCAAGGCUGUAUCGUAGAGAUGGAUGCCCCCUUUAAGCUCAUGCACAUGCAGGGUCACUUCUAUCAAAUGUGUGUUGAGGCUGGUUUGAUCUGACAUAUUUGAAAUAACAGUUGAGUGAUGUUGGUGAGAUGUAGAGAUAAUGGUAGUUUAUAAAAUGUUAUCUUUGUAUUUGUAUUAACAACACACAAGCAAUGUAUAUUUGUGUAAAUGUCUUGUUUGAGAAGGUUGAGUUAAAAUAUUUAUGUAUCUUUAUUAAAGACAGUUGAAUAACAACCAUGAGUAGCCAUGAACAUAUUGAAUUAUACUUUCAACCUGUGAUCUACACGAUUAGCAGUGAAUUUAGUAUUAAACAUCGCAUGGUUUACCAUAAAUAAUGUUGUAAAUUAUACUCUGGGGGUUAGGGUGGAGGAAAUUGACACACCCAUUUUCAAAACCAAGGACCUCUUUCAGGAUCAAAGUUCUGUCAUGUCUAGACAAAACUUGGAUUGUUAUUGUCGAUGCAGAAAAUAAAAAAGCUUAAUUGGUG
Messenger RNA from Mugil cephalus (flathead mullet), 5086 nucleotides. RefSeq names its product multidrug resistance-associated protein 1-like. The record is from RefSeq and is a predicted model, not a curated record. Gene Ontology annotation, cellular component: membrane. Lineage: Eukaryota; Metazoa; Chordata; Actinopteri; Mugiliformes; Mugilidae. Bases 139 to 4653 code for a protein of 1504 amino acids. The transcript has 30 exons. Gene Ontology annotation, molecular function: ATP binding; ATP hydrolysis activity; ABC-type transporter activity. Gene Ontology annotation, biological process: transmembrane transport.